This is a messenger RNA of Camellia sinensis, 639 nucleotides long. The record is from RefSeq and is a predicted model, not a curated record. NCBI's taxonomy places the organism in Eukaryota, Viridiplantae, Streptophyta, Magnoliopsida, Ericales, Theaceae.
AUGGGUUUUAGUAUUCGGAAAGGAAAGCCAAGAUAUUAUAGUGGAUCAAAGAACAUAAGGCAACAUCAAUUUUUAUGUUCUAAAGAGGGUUUUAAAAUAGAUGAAGACCCUUGUGAAAAGGAAAAAUUGAAUAGGCUGGAGACUAGAAUUGGUUGCAAAGCAUUUAUUCGUUUAAUUGUUGAAGAUGGAAUUUGGAGGGUUACUGCCUUCAAUCCUGAACAUAAUCAUGAACUUGCAUUACAAUCAGAGCGACAUUUGCUAAGAUCUGCUCGUCACAUUUCAAAACCGAAGGCAGGUGUGAUUAAUUCUAUGAUAAAUGCAGGUAUAAGCACAAAGAAUGCUUAUUCAUAUCUAAGAGAAGAAGUUGGAGGCAGUGAGAAUAAACAUACAGAAGAUCCUAUGUUCUUUUUCACUGUUCAAGUAGAUCAAGAAAAUCGCAUGACUAAUUUUUUCUGGACAGAUGGGAGAUCAAGGGUUGAUUAUGAUUGCUUUGGAGAUGUGGUUGUUUUCGAUACCACCUAUCGCACCAAUAAGUAUAAUUUGAUUUGUGCUCCAUUUGUUGGUGUUAACCACCAUUGGCAAAAUGUGAUGUUUGGUUGUGCUUUCCUUUUGGAUGAAACCACUAAUUCAUUUAUAUGA